GGACAAGCCGCCCCCUGCCCUUUUUGCAAUUUAUAAGGUUGUCCCGACGGUCAUAACGGCAUCAUUCUCCGGCCACGUCUAUCCACCUUCGACGCAGACACCCGGUCGCGAUCGGCAUCACACAAUCUGUCUCUGAAUCCAUCAAAUAAAACAAAAGACCGACUGUUUUUCCGCUGUUUUUUCUUCUUCUGGGUCGGAAAUCACAAUGGGAAUAGGUAUUUACGGAUCAAAAGCUCGGAUCUUGUAGAAAAAUGGUUCGGAGAACUAUCGCUUUGAAUCGGAUGUGAAACAUGGAACUGAAAGCUGGGAAAGAAGCUGAUUGCAGCACAGAGUCGAAGUCGAAGACGGAGAGAUGGUGUUGGCGGUUACUUCUGUUAUUAACCCUCUCUCUGCUAGCAGCAAUGGUUUCACUUACUCUUGUACAGUAUUUCAAGCACUGGAAAUCAAGCAGGGGCUCGGGUCACCAUGGCGCCAUCGUACCAAAAUACUCCGAAGCUCUUCAGAUCUCCAUGCAGUUCUUCGAUGCCCAGAAAUCUGGUAAGCUGGUGGAUAACCCCAUUCCGUGGCGAGGGGAUUCGGGCCUCCAAGACGGGAGUGAGGAAGAUUUGGAUUUGUCAAAGGGACUGUAUGAUGCAGGUGAUCUCAUCAAGUUUGGCUUUCCCAUGGCUUUCACUGCAACUGUGUUGUCUUGGGCGAUUCUUGAAUACGGAGACCGAAUGAAAGCUGUGAAGCAGUUGGAUCAUGCCCAUGACUCACUUAAGUGGAUCACUGAUUACCUAAUCAAUGCACAUCCUUCUCCAAAUGUGCUUUAUGUUCAGGUGGGUGAUCCCGAGUUGGAUCACAGGUGUUGGCAGAGACCGGAAGUAAUGACAGAGAAAAGGCCUCUGAUUCAAAUCAACACAUCCUUCCCAGGAACAGAUGUUGCAGCAGAAACUGCAGCUGCCAUGGCAUCGGCAUCUCUGGUGUUCAGGAAAAUCAACUCCUCUUACUCUAAGUUGCUCCUGACGCACGCCGAGCAGCUGUUUUCUUUUGCUGAUACUUAUAGAGGUGCUUAUAGUGUCAGCAUUCCCCAAGUGCAAAUCUACUACAACUCUACAGGAUAUGGAGACGAACUCUUAUGGGCAGCUACCUGGCUCUAUCAUGCAACUAAAGACCCAACCUACUUCAAAUAUGCAACCGAACAGAACGGGCCAGCGUUUGCAAAUUGGGGAAGUCCGUCUUGGUUUAGCUGGGAUGACAAGCAUGCUGCAACUCAGGUUCUGAUGUCUAGGAUAAGUUUCUUUGGCACAAAAGACAUGUCAUCUGCAGAGAACAUUGAUCUUCAGGAAUACAGGGAAACCGCAGAGGUUUUCAUGUGUUCACUUCUACCCGAUUCCCCCAUGGCGACAUCCAGCAGAACAUCCAGCGGUCUGAUUUGGGUGAUAAAAUGGAACUGUCUACAGUAUGCUGUGGCUUCAGCAUUUUUAGCCAUUCUCUAUAGUGACUACAUGCUCACAUCUAAAACCGAAAUGCUGUAUUGCGAUGGAAAAUCCUACAAUCCUGUUGAUCUUCGCAAGUUUGCCAUCUCUCAGGCAGAUUAUGUGCUAGGCGAAAACCCAAUGAGGAUGAGCUACCUUGUAGGGUACGGAAGCAGCUACCCUCAAUAUGUUCACCACAGGGGAGCUUCAAUUCCAGUGGAUGCAGAAACCGGCUGCAGUGACGGGUUUAAGUGGCUGGACUCACCCAAUCCCAACCCAAAUGUAGCUGUUGGUGCCCUAGUUGGUGGCCCAUUCAUGAAUGAGACCUACAUUGAUUCCAGGAACAAUUCAAUGCAAGGUGAGCCAAGCACUUACAAUAGUGCCCUUAUUGUGGCACUCCUAUCAGGCUUAGUUACCACUUCUCCAGUGGCCAAGAGUUUCUCAUAGACACACAAGAUUUUGUGUGGCCCCUCUUGAUGCGGGGCUCUAGGUGGUUGUUUCUUAUGGUUACACUCAAGGCCGGCCCUUUUUUUGUAUAAUAUGUAGCAUGUAGGUUUGAUUAUAUAUGUUCGAGUGAUAUUGUAAUAUAGUUCAAACUAGGGGAGGAGAUCCGAAUUGGAGUGCAAAAGAAGGCACUGCUCUAGCCGGCCAACUUGGUUACGCCGGGUUUGCGCUCGUACGGUAUCUUUUUAGUAAUUCAGGGGGAGAUAUAGGUGAUUGAUCUCAUGCUGGUUUUAGCUAGCAGGAACACCAGACUGGGAUUUGCCCAUUUCCCUGAUGUGAAAAUAUUGAGUUGUGACUUGAUUUAUCAUUGUUGUCAGAUGUUCUCUUUGUAAUUGUUGAUUAAAAAUUGUCACAAGAACGAAUAAUUCACUCAACACA
Molecule: messenger RNA, 2339 nt
Organism: Pyrus x bretschneideri (Chinese white pear)
Lineage: Eukaryota; Viridiplantae; Streptophyta; Magnoliopsida; Rosales; Rosaceae
Product: endoglucanase 2
Exons: 6
Coding region: 291-1904 (537 amino acids)
Biological process (GO): carbohydrate metabolic process
Molecular function (GO): hydrolase activity, hydrolyzing O-glycosyl compounds
Source: RefSeq, a predicted model, not a curated record